Molecule: messenger RNA, 661 nt
Organism: Mercurialis annua (annual mercury)
Lineage: Eukaryota; Viridiplantae; Streptophyta; Magnoliopsida; Malpighiales; Euphorbiaceae
Product: non-specific lipid transfer protein GPI-anchored 15
Exons: 2
Coding region: 56-418 (120 amino acids)
Biological process (GO): systemic acquired resistance
Molecular function (GO): fatty acid binding
Source: RefSeq, a predicted model, not a curated record
CUAUAUAAGGUACAUAAGAGUGAGUGUUCAACUAAUAAUAUUUAGUGCUGCAAAAAUGGUGUCUAGCAAGAGAUUUUUCCUUACUCUUGUCUUUGUAAUUUUAGUGGCUACAAAUGCUUUUUUACGUGAUGUUGAUGCUGCGGGAGAGUGCGGAAAGACUCCGAUCCCGUCCGUAGCAGUGACGCUGAGCCCGUGCUUAGCCGCGACGGGGAAUGCUAGGGCUAAAGUGGCUCCAGCAUGCUGCGCGAGAGUUGGUGCACUUUUAAAAAGUAUGCCAAAAUGUCUUUGUGCUAUUUUGUUAUCACCUACUGCUAAGCAAGCUGGUAUGCAGAUUGGGGUUGCUAUUGCUAUUCCGAAACGAUGCAAUAUUAAGAAUAGGUUUGCUGGAAAGAAGUGUGGAAGAUACACAAUCCCAUGAGAGAAUGAUACUGAGAAAGUACAAUCAAAUAUAGAGGAGAACAAAGAAAUAGCAUGGGAGAGUAUGAAAUAGAGAGUCUAUCUCUCUAUGUAUGUGUUUAAAUAAGAAUUGCCAUUUUAGGGUUAUAUUCUCAUUCAAUAUUGACCCUUUAAGGCAGAGUUGAUUUCAUAUAAAUGUUACUAUGUCAUCAUGUUAAUGCUUUAACUAUGCUAAUUAUAAGUGCAUGUUUAUUCCUUUGCCUUA